Messenger RNA from Phoenix dactylifera (date palm), 858 nucleotides. Lineage: Eukaryota; Viridiplantae; Streptophyta; Magnoliopsida; Arecales; Arecaceae. The record is from RefSeq and is a predicted model, not a curated record.
AUGAUACUGCUGGAUAAUGGAGACAUAGAGAGUGUGGGCUCAAGUGAUGAUGACAUGCCACCAUUGGAGGAUUGUAGUGAUGUUGAAGUUGCUGAACCUGUUGUUGGAGAUGUGCUUGUUACUAGGCGUGCUCUCAACAUGCAACCUAAGGCGGGUGGUAAUGAGGAGCAACGUGAGCAUAUAAACGACAAGGAAUUUGGUGAUAUUUUUCCAGAAGAAAUUCCCCAUGGAUUACCUCCUACAAGAGGUAUUGAGCAUCAGAUUGACUUAAUUCCAGGUUCUUCAAUCCCAAAUAGACCAGCCUACAGAACAAGUCCAGAGGAAGCAAAAGAAAUUCAAAGGCAAGUAGAUGAGUUGCUGCAAAAAGGAUUUGUGAGGGAGAGUCUUAGCCCGUGUUCUGCUCCUGUGAUCUUGGUUCCGAAGAAAGAUGGGACGUGGCGCAUGUAUUUGAAGAGUGGAUACUAUCAAAUUCGCAUGAAAGAAGGUGAUGAAUGGAAAACAGCUUUUAAAACAAAAUAUGGUUUAUAUGAGUGGAUGGUGAUGCCAUUUGGCUUAUCUAAUGCACCCAGCACCUUCAUGAGCUCGAAAGGAAUAAGUGUGGAUGAGGAGAAGGUAAGGGCAAUUAGAGAAUGGCCUACACCUAAGAAUGCAAAUGAGGACUUAUAUGCUAAUGAUUCUGACUUUGGCCAAGUAUGGGAUUCUUGUUCUAAACAUGCUUUUGGGGACUAUUAUAGGCAUGAUGGUUUCUUGUUUAAGAAAAAUAAGUUGUGUGUGCCUGUUUGUUCCUUGCGUGAAAUGCUAGUUAGAGAAAGUCAUGGUGGUGGAUUGAUGGGACAUUUUGGGAUAAAAGGACCUUAG